AUGGAAGGCGGUGGCUCCUCCUUGGACUACGAGGUCUCAGAGGCCUGCAGCCUCCGCCGCCCGCCGGAGCGCGAGGGCAGUGCGAUCUCCGCUGCUGUGGACGUGGGGUUCCUGGGGAGCCGUCCGGUCGUCGCCAAGAGGAACCUCUCGACAGCCCCUGAGGAGGAGGAGGAGGAGGAGGAGGGCCCUCUGAGGGAGCAGGACCUGAAGGAGGCCUACGUCCAGCUGGUCCGGGGCGUGCAGGAGUGGCAGGACGGCUGCGUCUACCGGGGGGAGUUCGGGCUGGACGUGAAGCUCGGAUAUGGCGAAUUCUCUUGGCCCACGGGCGAGCUGUACCGCGGGCAGUUUUACCGGGACCACCGCCACGGCCUGGGCACCUACACGUGGCCGGACGGCUCCAGUUUCACCGGCACGUUCUACCUGAGCCACCGGGAAGGCUACGGCACCAUGUACACGAAGACGAGCCUCUUCCAGGGGCUGUACAAAGCAGACGAACGGUUUGGUCCGGGCGUCGAGACCUACCCCGACGGCAGCCAGGACGUGGGGCUGUGGUUCCGGGAGCACCUCAUCAAGCUGUGCGCCGCGGUGCCCGGCGGCUUCUCCCUGCGCAGCCGCCCCGAGCUCUCCGGCUUCCGCACGGGCGCUCCUGCCAGGAUCCGCCUCUCAGACGUGGAGACGAUGGGCUGGGGCCUGCGCGAGGGGCAGGACCCCUUUUUCUACGAGUAUAAGCGGUUUCUUCUGAAUGACGACCUGACGCUGCCCCCAGAGAUGUCCAUCUACUCAACCGACAACUGCCACCUGCCCAUGACAUGCUCCUUCCGCAAAGAGCUGGACGCCCGCAUGUUCGCCAACGAUGUUCCGCCGUUCGUGGAGGAUGGGGAGCCCUGGUUUAUAGCAAAUGAGACCCCGCUGUUGGUCAGAAUCCAGGAGCAAGCGUACAAGUUCAGGAACAAGAAGGCUCACAGCAGCUGGAACAUGGGCGCCAUCCUGGGAGGGGAUCGCGGUGGCUUUGCCUGUUGUGGGCCCAAGGAGCGGUUUUCCAAGGAGAUGAUCCUGAAGGCUGAGGAAGGGGACCACGAUUGGAUUCAGAGGAUCCUGAGGGACAACUUUGUCAGUGCUGAUGUGGCCGACUCCAAGGGCUACACUGUGCUGGCUGCAGCCGCCGUUCAUUGUCACUGUGACAUUGUCAACCUUCUGCUGGACUUCGGGGCUGACGUGAACAAGUGCACGGACAAGGGCCUCACGGCACUGAGCAUGUGCUUCCUCCUCUACUACCCGCCCAGGGCUUUCAAGCCCAAUGUCGCUGAGAGGACCGAGCCUGAGCCCCAGGAACCCUCAAAACCCCUGGCCUUUCCAAACCUUCUGUUCUCUGUUGCGGAAAUGAACACGGAGUGUCCCCGCUGCGAGGAGGGCGGCGGCGAGCUGAAGCUGGCCUCGGGCAGCGAGGAGGGCAGCCUCUCCGCAGGCGCUGGGCGCUCCCGGGAGUCCGCCGACCUGAAGAGCAGCUCUCUGACCUGGGACUCGCUGUCAGCGAGGGGCAGCGUGAGCGACGUGGAGAAGGGGCCCGAGGACACGUCGGGAAACACAGACAAGUGCACUCUGUGCAGCAAUGAGACGCGCUUCGAGUCCGACGUCUGUGUGUGCAGCCUGUCCAUCCAGCUCUCGCAGAGCCUGCUGGAGAAGAGCGCGCAGGCCCACAGCAUGCUGCCGGGCCCCGCCAGCCCCGACAAGGGGACCAUGAGGAGAAUGGCGCUGUCCGUGGUCGAGUAA
Messenger RNA from Propithecus coquereli (Coquerel's sifaka), 1770 nucleotides. It is a transcript of the gene ANKMY1, whose product is annotated as ankyrin repeat and MYND domain containing 1. NCBI's taxonomy places the organism in Eukaryota, Metazoa, Chordata, Mammalia, Primates, Indriidae. The transcript has 7 exons. Gene Ontology annotation, molecular function: protein binding. The record is from RefSeq and is a predicted model, not a curated record. Bases 1 to 1770 code for a protein of 589 amino acids.